AUGCUAAUGGACGACUUUACGAGUACUCAGUCAAGGAUAUUUAGACGACGAGAAAUCAUUUACAGCGAGGACAAAGAUUUUCUUGGUUCUGGAGGGUUCGGUGUCGUCUAUCGAUGUCGGUUGGCAGACUCUAGACAUAGGGAAGCGGCGGUUAAAGUUCUCAACAUGCCACGCAGACUCGGAAACACGGAUGAGGGAGCUUUCCUUCGGGAAGCAAAUAUAUUGGGCCGCAUUGACUGCCCGUCUAUAGUUCGUUUCCUAGGCUUGUGCAUCGACCCUGGACAUUAUGCGAUUGUUAUGGAACAUGUGCAGUAUGGAGAUUUGGAAAAAAUGUUGCUUUCUACAGAUGUGCUUCAAAGAAUACAAUUCAGUCACCAUCGCAUUCGCAUUGCUCAGGAAAUUGCCAAAGGAAUGAACUAUUUACACAGUCUGCAACCACCGAUCAUUCACAGAGACUUGAAGACAGCGAAUGUGCUAGUGGGUAGUGGCUACUGCUGUAAAAUCAUUGAUUUUGGGCUAGCAAGAGUACGAGAUAUUUCACAACGGACAACAGGCAGCGUGCAAGGAACAGUAGCAUAUACUGCACCUGAAGUAUUUAGUGGAACAGUCGAGAGGAACAAGGAAAUGAAAGUUGAUGUUUACUCAUAUGCAAUGAUUCUUUGGCAGAUGAAUGAAAUGAAGCAAAUCUAUGCUGGUGUUUCACCUACUGUCAUACGAGUCAAUGUUCUGGCUGGCCAGAGGCCUUUACUAAGUGAUGACAGCUGUAGGCAGGAAUUUAGAGACAUCAUUGAACGUUGCUGGGAUGGACAACCUGACUCUAGGCUACACUUCAGAGAGAUUGUAACUAUGUUGGAUGGAAUCAUGAGACAAAUUGAGCGCUCUUUAGAAGGAAUGUAUAGUAGAAGUAUCACUGGAUCUGUGACACAACGUGAUCUCGAUUUCGAUCUAUUUGUGGAAACUUUGUGAAAGGUCCUUGCAUUCAACAGUGAUGCGACAUUGGUCACUGAAAAGUCAUGCAGAGAGUGGAACAUGAUUACAACAUACGAAGACACAGUCAGUGUAGAAAUUUAUGCAGAAUCAUUGCUUGCAUGUGACUGCCGGUACUGCAGUAUUUUUUAUUUUGUAAUCAUGUCUGUAAUAUAUUUUUAUUUUGUAAGGCUUGCCUUGUGUAAUUUGUAACUCUACAAACUGUAUGUACAUUUACAUUCAAUGCUCAAUUUAAAAGUAAUUAGGGCAUCAAGACUGAUACAGAGUACUGAACAUAGUCUGUUACGACA
Molecule: messenger RNA, 1277 nt
Organism: Corticium candelabrum
Lineage: Eukaryota; Metazoa; Porifera; Homoscleromorpha; Homosclerophorida; Plakinidae
Product: dual specificity protein kinase shkC-like
Exons: 7
Coding region: 1-966 (321 amino acids)
Biological process (GO): protein phosphorylation; signal transduction
Cellular component (GO): cytoplasm
Molecular function (GO): ATP binding; protein kinase activity
Source: RefSeq, a predicted model, not a curated record